Molecule: messenger RNA, 1743 nt
Organism: Gracilinanus agilis (Agile Gracile Mouse Opossum)
Lineage: Eukaryota; Metazoa; Chordata; Mammalia; Didelphimorphia; Didelphidae
Product: mitochondrial folate transporter/carrier-like
Exons: 1
Coding region: 658-1674 (338 amino acids)
Biological process (GO): folate import into mitochondrion; nucleotide transport
Cellular component (GO): mitochondrion
Molecular function (GO): FAD transmembrane transporter activity; folic acid transmembrane transporter activity
Source: RefSeq, a predicted model, not a curated record
UCUAUCUAUGCCACCUUAUAUUAUUGCAAGGAGGACAACUUAAUUUUAUUACAUAAAAAUGGAUUUUUAAAGAACAGAUGGGUUUAAAACAAACAAGCAAAAGAAACUAAAAACAAUCCACAAACAAGCAAAAGAAACUAAAAACAAUCCACACAGUUCAGUUUAUCAAGCAAGGCAAAUCCCUCUCUUCUACUAAGGCACAUGUUGCAAAAUCAACUUCUAUUUGUCAAGAAAACCCCAGAUGUACAGUGUCACAAAGAGUAGGGCACGACUGAAAAACGACUGAACAACCAUGUCUUCAUGAACUGAUUUGGAGCAUGGAAAACGACAUAUACAGUUAACGAUAAUUUAAAAGGAAGUGACCUGCCAAAAAAAUUAAAAGUAAAUAUGCCAAAAUGAUAAAGAUGUGGAGGGGGAGGAGGCUCAAGAGAUAUGAGUAGACAGCCUCAAUUUCCCACUUUGUGCAUUUGAGAGGGUAGGUUCACACGUGCUGGCCAUUGAUGAAUUUUUCAGGUUUUUUUUUUUUUUUUUUUUUAAUGUAUCAAUCUGUUGUGCCGACUUCUUUCCUCUUUAAGAAAACACUAUUUGAGGUGGAGCGCAGCCUCGUGCCUGGCAGCACCCGCCCAUCCUGUGACGUGGAAGCCGAAGGUCGCUGCCAUGGCGGCCGAAGUGCCUCCUGGCCAGAAUGUGGCGCCCAGGCCACCGUGCUCAACACAGCCCAUCCAGAAGGAUCAGGAGCUGGUGCCGAAGGUGUUGGCGGUGGCGACCCCUCUGGCCAUCUUCCAACAUGUGCGCUACGAGAACAUGGUCGGGGGCGUGAUUGGGGGCAUCCUCUCCAACCUGGUGCUGCACCCCAUGGACCUCGUGAAGAUCCGCUUCGCAGUGAGUGACGGCCUCAGAGUGAGGCCCAAGUACAGAGGCAUCGCCCACUGUCUGCACACGAUUUGGAAACAAGACGGGGUGCGAGGCCUCUACCAAGGACUCACCCCGAACGUGUGGGGGGCCGGUUUAUCUUGGGGACUCUACUUUUUCUUCUAUAAUGCCAUUAAAUCAUAUAAGUCAGAGGGGAAAACAGACCAGCUACAGGCUUCUGAUUAUCUUUUCUCUGCUGCUCAAGCUGGGGCUAUGACGCUGUGUUUUACAAACCCAUUGUGGGUCACCAAGACCCGGCUCAUGUUACAGUAUGACCACAGCCCCGAGGAGAGGAAGUAUGAGGGCAUGAUUGACACUUUGGUCAAGAUCUACAAAUCUGAUGGUGUGCGGGGGUUGUACAGGGGGUUUGUGCCUGGGCUGCUGGGAACAUCCCAUGGAGCCCUUCAGUUCAUGACGUAUGAAAUGCUGAAAAAAAGGUACAAUGAACACAUGGCUAGAAUGCAAGAGGCCCAAUUGAGCACCUUAGAAUAUAUAUCAAUUGCAGCAAUUGCAAAAAUAUUUGCAGUGGCAGCCACAUACCCAUAUCAGGUAGUGAGAGCCCGUCUUCAAGAUCAACACAUCUAUUAUCAGGGUAUACGACAUGUAAUCAGAAGGACAUGGAAGAAAGAAGGCAUUCAAGGAUUUUAUAAAGGAAUUAUCCCUAAUUUGAUUACAGUGACUCCAGCCUGUUGUAUUACUUUUGUAGUUUAUGAAAAUGUCUCCCAAUUUUUAUGUGACUUUAGAGAAGACCCUUUAAAAUGAUAAUGCAAAAAUAUCCAUUAAAGAAGUAACAUAUAGUGCUUGAAAUACAAAACAUGGAAGAAACAGUGA